CUCGUAUACCGGUAGAAGAGGAACGCGUGUGUGAAAAAGCAAAUCAUAAUAAUCAAAACCGCGGUAUGCUGCGCGAGCAACUGACCAAAUGUAUCGUUUUAAUAAUAGCCGGUUCGUGCCUCGCUCGAGAUGCCCAAAUCGUCGACCAAUGGGCGGAAAAUCUCGGCACCGAACUCCUCGAGCUCGCCAACGCUGUGGGCCGACCAGACGAACUCAUCGAAGCAAAAAUACAAAACUAUGAAUGCAAUCGUGGUGGAAAAAUCUGGGGAAGAACUGAUCGACAUAAUAAGCGAAAGUGUCGGUAGGAUGCUCAGAAGGAAGAUGGACGCAGUUCGUUGCAUUUUGAAAGUAGCGGAGGCCGCCGCCGAAGAAUACGUUCGAGAGGAGAACGAAAACGUAACUUACGUAUCCGGAAAGUACAGCAACGUCAUAGACAUGCCAGAAACUUCGACGCCUCAAAGUAUAAGGAGAAACUAUAGCACUUUUAGGGACAUGGAACUCACCUCAGAUUCUCAUUUCUACAAUAUCCCAGUGAAUACAAAUUAUUCGUCGGUUCAUGUGCCAACGAACGUGUGGGAUUUGGGUCCGGCGGUGAUCGAAGCGAUCGAUUGGUCCGAAGCACUCGAUGAUAUAUUUCGACAAAAUUAUAAAUCAGAUCCGGCUCUCUCCUGGCAAUAUUUCGGUUCUACGACCGGAGUGCUGCGACAGUAUCCCGCGAUGCAAUGGAGAACUGACCGCGGUGCUGAUGGUCAUCCGGUUGUUGAUCAGUACGACUGCCGAACGAGAAGUUGGUUCAUCGAGGCUGCAACCUGCAGCAAAGACGUCGUCAUACUCGUCGACGUCAGUGGAAGUAUGGAGGGAAUGGGUCGUACGAUAGCGAUCGCAACGGUCUCGUCUAUUUUGGACACUCUUUCGAAUAACGACUUCGUGACGAUACUUCAGUACACGAACGAGACGGACGAGAUCGUGCCAUGCUUCAAGGACAAACUCAUUCAAGCGACACCAGAAAAUCUGAAAACUUUUAAGGAAAAGCUUCAGGAUAUGGAUCCCGGUGAAGCAGCCAAUCUCACGUGGGCCUUCACCAGAGCGUUUAACCUCUUGAAAAACUAUAGCGAUGCGAGAGGCUGCGAUACUGAGACCCCCUGCAAUCAGCUGAUUAUGCUCGUCACCGAUGGCGUUGCUUCCAACGUAUCCGAGGUAUUUGACGACUGGAACAGGCAAGAAAACGGUACCAGGAUACCAGUGCGAGUAUUCACGUACCUUUUGGGCCGUGAGAUUUCUAUGGUACAGGAAAUCCAGCUGAUGGCUUGUCUCAACAGAGGCUAUUACACACACAUCAAAACCCAGGAAGAGGCGAGAGAACAGGUCCUUAAAUAUAUACCGGUAGUUGCAAGACCGCUGGUUCUGCAGGGCGACGUUCAUCCGAUAGUUUGGACCCACGUUUACGCGGAUGUUACGAAUCCAGCCCUCGCCACGUGGCUGUGGGUAGUGAUGGACCACGAGAAGCAAAAGGCACGUCUCGAGAAAGUUCAGAAAGGGAAACUGCAGGGUGUCGAGAUAAACGAGGAUGCGGUCUACAUUAAGCAGCUCGCAGAAGGCGAAAACCCUCGCUCGGAUCCUUCGAAGGUGAACACGACGCUCUGGCAAGAAUAUCGACUUUUAACUUCUGUCAGUAUUCCGGCGUUCGAUCGUAAAGGGAAUCGUAACAACAAUACGAGGAAAGCGAAUCUUCUGGGCGUCGCUGGCACCGACGUUCCCAUUGACGACAUUCGAAAAUUAACUUUGCCUUAUAAACUGGGUGUCAACGGCUAUGCGUUCAUCGUCUCCAACAAUGGUUACGUAAUUCUGCAUCCGGAUCUCCGGCCUGUCUCGCAGGGACGCUUGAAACUCAAUUACAACAGUAUCGAUUUAACGGAAGUGGAAAUUCUCGACGAUGGGAGAGGACCGAGAGAUCCCGGACCGGAAGUGUUGCAACUUCGAGCAGAGCUGGUCGAUCACAAACGCGGCAGUCUGAAAAAUAUUCCUGUGAAAUUACACUACGACGAUAAUCGUCGAGUGACUUUGGAAAAGAGAGAUUAUUAUUACGCACCGCUACCGGGCACUCCCUUUGGCAUCGCUAUCGCGAUACCUAAUUAUGGAAAAACGUGGAUAAAGGUCGAGGACGAAAUCCGCAAGACCCAACGAACGAACGACCUUUCGGACUUUUUUGUCGGUGAAAAUUGGAGAGUUCAUCCGGGUUGGGUUUACUGCAGAUUCCAUUAUUUGGAGGGACACGAAUUCGAGAAUUCUGAAACAGAAUUAAAACACUUUUUGCGGCUGCUCGGUCGUCCUGAUUGGAAAUGGUCAGACCAAUACGAGGCUUAUUCCAACACGAGUGACAACAACGAAGAACCCGAUUGCUACGACCAAGUACUCCACGACGACGAUUAUUACUGCAAUCAAGAAUUAAUGGAGCUUUUAAUCUUCGAUGCGAAAGCCACGAACAAAAGUUAUUCCGGCACAUUCGUCCAUCGCGAUCAGGCCACCAGAAGACUGGCGAACGCGUGGGGGGUUUUUUUGAGAUUCGUCGCCACGCAGAGCGGACUCACGCGAUGGCAAGACCUCGACGUUUCCAAAAUUCCACGCGGGAGAGAACAAGUAAAAUUUGGUGAUCUCUACCGACGUGCCGUUAACGAGCCCUGGUACAAAGGCGCCAUUUUUCAACAUGAAAUCGAUCACGACAGCAUUUCGAUUUCAGUGCCUUGGGAAGCCGGACCGACAGCUGUGGUGACUGUUUCAAUGGCAAUAUUUCCACGGGACGGAGGAAAAAAUGCAUCGGCAGCGGUGGUCGGUUUUCAAAUGCCGAUGACGACUUUCUACCAAAAAUUCAUCGACGUAACAUCGACGACGACGAAUCCGGACAUGAAUUGUGUUCACAAAUGGAUCGAUUGUUAUCUCAUCGAUCAAAACGGUUACGUCGUUAUUUCGGAAGCUCACAAUGACACGGGACGUUUUCUCGGAGUGGUUGAGGGUGCAGUGAUGAAGUCAAUGGUCGUCCAAGGGUUUUUCAAGGCUGUCGAGAUUUAUGACUACCAGGGGCUUUGUCAAGACUAUGUAAUAAGAAGCGACGCUUCCGGCAACUUUGGCAAUCCGUUUCGCUACGUGGGAAAAUUGCUAGUCUGGCUCCUCGGUCGAUUAUUAUGGAUGACAACGAAAUUCGUCAACUUGCCGGAAGCAUUCGCGAGAGUCCACUCGGACGAAGAUCUGCCCGAGCCUCCGCCCCCACCCAAAGAAGAGCCCGUUCCAUUCGCGUGCGAUCAGAAGAGAACUCUGUUCAUAAUGGAUCAGGAAGUUGCCGAAGAAAGAAUCACAAACUCCUCGUUGCAAUGCUCCAGGCCCUUCUACGCCCAGCGAGUACCAGCGACAAAUUUAUUGCUCCUGGUUGUUGACUCUAUGUACUGGACCUGUCACGAAAAAUUGGAAGUAACAGCAAAAAAUAUCGAUCCAUCGGAAUACCCAAACGGUACAGAACCUUCUCCCUGUCACAAGAAACACCUCAACGAUUUGCCCCGAAGACGGUUGGAGAACUGUUACGCUGAGCAUCCCCUGGAAGAGGAAAUUGAUGCCUGCGGACGAGCAACGACAUUGCCCCAUUUUUCCAUUCGCACAUCAUUAUUUAUUUUAUUUAUCAUUAAGCUCGCCCUGUGAGAUUCUUACGAAUCUGUGCAAAUAAACAUUUUUCAAACGUUUAAAAAAA
Molecule: messenger RNA, 3736 nt
Organism: Venturia canescens
Lineage: Eukaryota; Metazoa; Arthropoda; Insecta; Hymenoptera; Ichneumonidae
Gene: Ca-Ma2d
Product: Ca[2+] channel Muscle-specific alpha2/delta subunit
Exons: 13
Coding region: 130-3687 (1185 amino acids)
Cellular component (GO): voltage-gated calcium channel complex
Molecular function (GO): voltage-gated calcium channel activity
Source: RefSeq, a predicted model, not a curated record